GAUAUUGAGUUUUUGUUUUUUUUAAUUCUAAAAAUGAUUUUAUAAAUAUUUACAACAAUAAUAGACAACAUCACUUCAAAUAUAUUUACAUUCGUAUGAUCAAAUGUUGAAUAAGCUGUCAACUUAUUGAUAUUAUUUAAAUCAAUUUUUAUUACUUCAAUAAAUUUUAAACAUACAAUAACAGAAGAAAAAAGGCUUGUGGUAGUAAUCAGUUGUCCAUCUGUUCCUUGACACUUGGUUCUCAUGCUGAAGCAAAAAUCCAAUUGGUAGAGAGAAUAUAUUUAUUUCUCUUUUCAACACAUUGAGGUGAAUUAAUAUUAUCCGAGUGUACCAUCUGGCACAAGUUACAAGUUGGGCACCUUACUUUCAAUGGGUGUAAAAAAAAGGAAAAAAAAUAAAAAACAACCUACUGACUGUUCCGGUCUUUUAUUCCAUAAUUAUACUUCAAAAUAAAUGCAAAAAUUUAUAAAUGUGACUCUAAAGAAACAUGCAGACGAAAGAUUUUUUCUUUUUUUUUUUUUCUCUCCAUGGAAUUUUAAAUGGAAUCAAGUGCAAGUUUUAAGACUUGUAUGAAAUUUUAAAUUCUAGUAUACUUAAAUUAGCACAAGAAAAUAAAAUGUGUGCAGUAUGAUAGGUCGAUGAACUACAUUAGUAGUAUUCUCGGAUAAAUAUAUAUUAUUUGGGGAAUUGAGUCUUUCAGCUGUUACUGCCUGUCUCUCCGGACUCCGGUAGCCGGUUUAUUGCUAAGCAUUGCUAAGCAAUGAAGUGCAAGUGAUUCUUCUCAAAAUGUUUAACAAUUAUAAAUAAAAAUAUUGUAUAAAAAAAAAAUCCAUCAAUAUCAUUAACAUGGUUUAUAGGAUUUUAAGACGUCUUAUUUUUUCAAACAUAUCAAAUUUUGGAUCGAAAUUAAUUGGUGUAUUAGCACCACUAGUAAUACCACCACUUCAUAUAUUAUUUCUUUGGUAUUUUUGGCGAGAAUUUUCACGAGAUGUUGAUAAACAAUAUUGUUCAUGUUCAUGCUGGGAUACUGUUUUUAAAGGUUCUUAUGAAUCAGGUAUUGCUUCAUAUAAACACAUGUAUUUUAAUGCAACACCACAAACAUUAAAAAUAUGGGCAACAGUAGUUAUUGGAGUUGUUGCAUUUUAUGAAGCUGUUAAAUAUUUGGCAUGGUUAGUGUUUCGUGGACGUUUAAGAUUUGGAAUGUUUGUACUAUUUGUUGGUGCAAUAUUUUCACAUUAUUAUUCAUGGUGGAUAUAUAUAAAUUAUUGGAAUGAUGAUUAUUAUUCACAAUGGUAUCAUCAAUUAUUAUUUUCUAUGACUGAAUUAUUAUCAACAUUUUUUGUAUUACAAUUAGCUGAUUUAAAAUGUCCAAUAACACGUAGAAAAUCAUUUGCAAUUAGUGGAAUUGGAUUAAUACAUAUCUUUGCUGGUAGUUGGGAUCAAUUUAUCACUAAUGUUGUGAGAGGUGAAGGCUAUGCUCAUCAGGUGGUUCGUGACUUGGGAUUUAUGAUACCUGAUAUUUUACAUGUUGUGAUUCCAUUGUGGUCUCUUUGGUGGCAGGAUUAUCAGGUGCUUCCUGGUGCCAGUCUCAAGGACUCUAAUAUCAAACGAGAUCUAACUUGCAUGCUUGGAAUGAUUCUUGUUGGACUCGGUAUGUGCGCUAUACUCUAACAAAUAAAUAAUACGAAUAAAGUGUUCUUAAAUCAAUAUCAUUGAAUCGAGAGCUUCUUAUAUUGCUGGAAAAAAAAAAUAAAACAAAAAAAAUAUUAUACUAAAUCAAAAUGAUAGAAAGAAAAAAAGAAAUAAAAACCAAAAGAUAAUUGUAUUUUUUUUAACAAUAAAAAUUAGAAAAAUCCAAAACUACAAGGAAAAAAAAAUAAGAAAAUUAAAAAACUAAUUUCCAUAUAAAACAAUUGAUUGGUUAAUUAUUUAUUAUUAUUUUUUUAUAAUUUAAAUUUAAAGAGAUACUUAAAACAAUUAAUUUAAUGUGACUUUACAUACUCAUAUAAUCAAAGACAAACGUAUUAAUAAAUUAGAAUUAGAGAAAAAAAUUUUAAAAAUAUUAUUUUAUAAUUGCUUAAAAAAUCAUUAGUCAGUUAUUAUUAAUAAAUAAAAAUCAAAAACGAAAUAGAGUAGUUUAUUAUAUUUUUUUUUUUUUCAUUGAGUGAAAGAAUUUAUUGUUUUUAAUAUUAUAGUAAUUUAUAAAUGUAAUGGAAAUUAUAAAUAUCAAUUUUUCAUCGAAAAUUAUCAUUUUUUAAUAACUUAAACAUAAUUAUUAUUCAAAUGUUAUAUUGUUUUAGAAUGUGUAAUAGUUUUAGUUGAUUAGCUUACGUCUUGCCGUUAUUAAUCAAAAAAUAAUAAUUUACAAAAAUCAAGAGAAAUAUAAUAAUACUCCCUGUAAAAUGUUUAAUUGAUAAAGCAUAAAUAAAAAAAAGUAUGGCAUUAAAUGAAUUUUAAAAAAACCCUCGAACCAUAUAAUGACUGGUUAAAAAAAAAAAACAGUAUACUUAUUGUUACGCUAAAUAAGAUUAAUAAUAACAACAAGACAAUAGAAUGUAGAAUAGUAAAAAAUAAGCAUAAUAAUAUUAUUGUCAUUUUUAAAAGUGCCUGAAUGUGUUACAAAAGUAUUUUUACCGAUUAUUAUUAUCAUAUCAGCUAUUGCUAUUAAAUAAUAAUUAUUUUUUGUUGCUUGUUAUCAUCAUUACCUCAAUAAUAUUGAAGAAAAAAAAUCUUUUAAUUUGUGUAUGAAUGUAUGAAUGUAUUUUAAAUGAAAAAAAAAAAAAAUAGUGUUGUUAAUUUUAUACAAAAAAAAAACACUAGAAUAUUUUAUACAAGUAAAAAAAUUUAGUCUGGCAGCUCGUUAUUAAUUGAAUAUAUCAAAAUAAUAAUUAGAAACAUUUUUUUCUUUUUUUUAUAAACUAGAUCUUAGAAUAAGCUGUAUAUUUUUAUUUACUAAUUUAAUGCAUAUGUUAAUGUCAAUUAUUUAUAAACCAACGAAAUAAAUAAAACCAAAGACUUGAUAUUA
Messenger RNA from Aphidius gifuensis, 3025 nucleotides. RefSeq lists its product as uncharacterized. The transcript is spliced from 5 exons. Lineage: Eukaryota; Metazoa; Arthropoda; Insecta; Hymenoptera; Braconidae. The record is from RefSeq and is a predicted model, not a curated record. The coding region runs from base 847 to 1671 and encodes 274 amino acids.